CUGAGCAGAAGAGUUCAGCCACCAAGCUCAGAGGAGCGAAGAAACGUUGAGGAGGGAGAGAAAGAAAGAAAGAAAGAAAGAAUGGUGUUCUUCUGCUUCUUGGUAGACCAGAGGAGGACGAUGGAGAGCAGCAAGCCUUUGGCCGGGCUCUGCUCGAGGUGCGGAGCAGGAGCACGAGUUGCAGACAUGAAAACGUCGACGCGGUUCUGCAGCGUCCCUUUCUACUCCCGCUCCUGGAAGGCCAUCAUCUGCUCCUUCUGCGGCGCCGUCCUCAAGUCCUACGCCUGAACGGCCGCCGCUGCGGAGGCCGGCGGCGCCGCUGACAUCGUCAUUCGACUGGCAGUCGCGAAAUCUUGGGGAGUUUCCAAAAUGGAACCCUUCAUAAAUGUAAAAGUAUCUUCGACGGUGAAGAAGCUCUUCAUUAAUGGAAACGAAAGUUCGUCUUCUUCGGAAGGUCGAUCAGAUUUUUGAGUUCAUCUAA
Nymphaea colorata (pocket water lily) is the source of this 481-nucleotide messenger RNA. RefSeq lists its product as uncharacterized. NCBI's taxonomy places the organism in Eukaryota, Viridiplantae, Streptophyta, Magnoliopsida, Nymphaeales, Nymphaeaceae. The coding region runs from base 82 to 288 and encodes 68 amino acids. The record is from RefSeq and is a predicted model, not a curated record. The transcript has a single exon.